UGUGUGUUGCUUUGUCAGUCUCUCUCCACUAGAGCAGCAGACAGGUAGUCCCAGUAAGACCAGGUACGCUAAAAAAUCUCCUUUUAUCGAGCUCAGACAUGUCCAGGCUGGAAGUCACCGAGAUGUUUCAAGGAAUCAAAUAUCCUGGACACCUGCACACCCAGGAAUCUUUGCAGUGUGCUCUAACUUUUCCUUUUCAAGACACCGACAUCCUCAUCGUCUCUUACCCAAAGUCAGGCACCACGUGGAUGCAGCAAAUCGUAACGCUGAUCUCCAACAAAGGAGAGCCACGCGUGUCCCAAACGGUCCCGAACUGGGCUCUGGCUCCCUGGCUGGAGCAUCAUUACACUGCCCAGCUUCUCCAGACCUUAAAACCACCUCGAGUUCUCACCACACACCUGCCUCAUCCCAUGCUAGGCCACGCCCUCCGCACUUCGAAAGCCAAGGUGAUUUACGUCAGCAGAAACCCAAAAGAUACUGCGGUGUCUUUUUACCACUUCCACAAACUGGCCAACUUCCUACCUGAUGGUGGCUCCUUUCAAGAGUUUUUAGACCAGUUUCUGGAGGGCACAGUGCAUUUUGGCUCCUGGUUUGAUCACGUUAAAGGAUGGACGAGCGAGUUGGGAAAGACCCCAAACCUGCUUCAUGUCACCUAUGAAGAGAUGUCAAUGGACCUCCACAGUGCCAUCAAGAAGGUGAGCUCUUUCCUCCAGCGCCCCCUAGUGGAGGAUGAGGUCCUCAGCUGUGUGAGACACUGCAGCUUCAGCAGCAUGAAGGAGAACAAGAUGAGCAACUACACCCUGGUUCCUCAUGAAAUCAUGGAUCACAGCAAAGGAGCCUUCAUGAGGAGAGGCAAGGUUGGGGACUGGAAGAACCUUUUCACUCAGGAGCAGAAUCAACAGUUUGAGGAGGUUCUGCAGGAGAAGAUGCCCGCUUGCUCUGUUGAGUUUGUAUGGGAAGAAGUGGAUCCAAAGGAGCGUCUUUGAGAGACAUGAAAUGAUUCUAUUCUUUAUUCAGUAAACAUAAAAUCACUCUA
Nerophis ophidion (straightnose pipefish) is the source of this 1036-nucleotide messenger RNA. It is a transcript of the gene sult5a1, whose product is annotated as sulfotransferase family 5A, member 1. Gene Ontology annotation, biological process: sulfation. The record is from RefSeq and is a predicted model, not a curated record. The transcript is spliced from 6 exons. Gene Ontology annotation, cellular component: cytoplasm. The coding region runs from base 99 to 986 and encodes 295 amino acids. Gene Ontology annotation, molecular function: sulfotransferase activity. NCBI's taxonomy places the organism in Eukaryota, Metazoa, Chordata, Actinopteri, Syngnathiformes, Syngnathidae.